GUUCUGCGGUUUUGCUGAGGGCGAACGUCGUAAACCUCCGUUUGAGGCCGCGAUGCUGAUUUGCGACAGUUUCACAAACAUACAGCCGUCGCACUUUACGGGCGAGUCUGUCGCUCGCUGGGCUGAGCCGGGCAGCCGCCAGAAGGAAAUGCGCAUUGGACUGCCCAGUGCAGAGACACUGCAAGGUGGAUCCUUAAAAGCUUUAAUUUUGACGGUGCUCCUGAGUGUGUUUAUGUUCCAGCUGCUGAGGACUGUUGGACUGAGGGCGUUCUCCAUGGCAUCCGAGACGUACAUGUCGGGCACACACUCUGCUGCUUUCGUCACCUGCCCUAACGAUACAGUAGCUAAAGACUUGGCCAGGGGAAUUGUGGAAAGGAAGCUAGCUGCUUGCGUCAACAUUGUCCCAGCGAUCAAAUCUGUUUAUGAAUGGCAGGGGAAGAUUGAGGAGGACAAUGAGGUGCUUCUGAUGAUUAAAACAAGAAGUUCCAAGGUGCCUGCCCUUGCUGAAUAUGUCCGCUCCAACCAUCCUUACGAAGUGGCCGAGGUGAUCAGCCUGCCUAUCGACCAGGGCAACCCGCCCUACCUCAAGUGGAUAGGAGAAGUCGUACCUGAAUGAGGGUGGCCUGAUGGAUGCGGGGAAGCAUUUAACGGAUGGAAGGAUGUUAAAAAUGAAUCUGAAAUAAUGUGAAACCUGCUUUUCAAACACGCAUCCAGUGCUUCAACAGAUGAGACACCGUCUGAACACUACCAUCCAAAUCUGUAAUGUUGCAUUAGACCGAGGGAAUACAAAGUGCUCAUCAAGUAAAUACAUUGGGCGUUUUGAAAUUAAUAAAACUCAUGUUUUCUAAAAUAUUUCCUGUUUUGCUUUGUUCAACAAUGAUUUGAAACAACGAUUUGAGGCCUGAAAAUGAAUGAUUUUUUUUUUUUUUUUUUUUCCCUUAUAGUAUCUUUACCUCUAGAGGGCAGCCUAGGUCUCUCAUGUUGAAAGAUAACCAGGUGCAGAACAAACUGGGCUUCAGUUUCGGCUUGUUUGAACCUUCCGCUAAGGUGUUUGAAGAGAACAGACAUUGGUUAGAUCUCUGAUUUUGAAAUAAA
Messenger RNA from Xiphias gladius (swordfish), 1095 nucleotides. RefSeq names its product protein CutA homolog. The record is from RefSeq and is a predicted model, not a curated record. Gene Ontology annotation, biological process: response to metal ion. Lineage: Eukaryota; Metazoa; Chordata; Actinopteri; Istiophoriformes; Xiphiidae. Bases 53 to 616 code for a protein of 187 amino acids. Gene Ontology annotation, molecular function: copper ion binding. The transcript is spliced from 7 exons.